Molecule: messenger RNA, 943 nt
Organism: Spodoptera litura
Lineage: Eukaryota; Metazoa; Arthropoda; Insecta; Lepidoptera; Noctuidae
Product: brachyurin-like
Biological process (GO): proteolysis
Molecular function (GO): serine-type endopeptidase activity
Source: RefSeq, a predicted model, not a curated record
UCAAAAUUAUACAACAAUUUAUUUAUGAGUAAUAACACGAAUGCGGAAAUAGAACCACACACACCACGAUAUGAACAACAAGAGACCAAAAACCUGAACAAUGAAGACCUCAACUCUGGCAGGCAUUUUUAUCGCACUGGUGAUGUUUAUUCUUCUCAUUAUAGGUAUUGUGCAGAUGUCAAAGUUUGCAGAGCAUAAAGGGCACUCCAACGUGAACCAAUGUCCACACAAGCUGAGUCAGAGACACGUGAUCUCCUUGAGUGAGCACCACUUGAAUAGAAGUGUCAUGAUGUCUCUCGGUGACCGGUUUCCCUAUGUCAUAGCCAUCACGAGGAACGCUACCAAUCUCUGGACGUUUGCCUGCUUCGCUAGUGUCAUACUGAUGCAGUGGAUCGUUACGUCUGCACAUUGCAGAGUCGCCGGCUACAUCCACCGCGCGAUCCUGUUCAACGACUUCGCCCACAACCAGACCUUCGCAUUUCCCAUCCUAUACUGGCGUCUCCACGAGAAGUACAACAGCUCUCUAGCCAAGUACGACAUAGCAGUCGCGAAACUGAACCUGCAGAACUACGAGCCGGUCAUGAGACCUGCAGUCUUCGACGAGUCCAUGGUGACUGACGUAGAAGCCAGUGUUUGGAAGACAGUCGCUACUAUGGACAAGAAGCUGUACCUUACCAACCAUUUUGAUAAAUAUGAAGUGAGAAUCACAGAUCCUGGCAAAUGUUACGAAAGUUAUGGAGUCCCAGUAGACGACAGCAUCAUCUGCAUCGAUACUUCGAUCUACGAAGAUUGUUUCGUACACGAAUAUGGACCUAUUUUCUCAGGAGAUAAAGUCGUCGGUAUCAUAGCAGUGAAACCUGUGGACUGUGAGAUGAAGGUGGCCAUCUUUACAAAUAUUUCCUACUUUACGAACUGGAUUCUAAGGACUACGUACGAUGGAUGA